CGCUGUGGAGCAGAGGACAAAGCACUGUGGAAACAUUCUUCACUCUUUGCUUUUCAUCAACAUUCUGUUCUCUUUAUCUUGCCUCGCCUCGCUUCCUUCACCUGCUGGACUCUGAGCAGGAAUAUCUGCCACACCAAGCCGAGCUAGACCAAACUGUCUGAAGCCACUAUGGAUAUUGCCAUCCAGCACCCUUGGUUCAGACGUGCCCUGGGCUCAGUCUACCCUGCACGACUCUUUGACCAGUUCUUCGGAGAGGGCAUGUUUGACUACGACUUCUUCCCCUACACCACCUCCACCAUCAGCCCCUAUUACAGACAGUCGCUGUUCCGCAGCUUUUUGGAUUCUUCCAACUCCGGCACCUCUGAGGUGAGGUCUGACAGGGAUAAGUACACAGUCUACCUGGACGUCAAGCACUUCUCUCCUGAUGAGCUCAGUGUGAAGGUCACUGAUGACUACGUGGAGAUCCAGGGCAAGCAUGGAGAACGACAGGACGACCACGGUUACAUCUCUCGUGAGUUUCACCGCCGCUACCGCCUCCCCUCCAGCGUUGACCAAUCGGCAAUCACCUGCACCCUGUCGACCGACGGUCUGCUGACCCUGAACGGGCCAAAGGUCACCGGGGGGAGUGAAUCCGGCCGCAGCGAGCGCAGCAUCCCCGUCACCCGCGACGACAAGCCCAACGCUGCUGCGUCCUCCUAG
Molecule: messenger RNA, 699 nt
Organism: Cottoperca gobio
Lineage: Eukaryota; Metazoa; Chordata; Actinopteri; Perciformes; Bovichtidae
Gene: cryaa
Product: crystallin, alpha A
Exons: 3
Coding region: 169-699 (176 amino acids)
Biological process (GO): response to heat; protein refolding; lens development in camera-type eye
Cellular component (GO): nucleus; cytoplasm
Molecular function (GO): structural constituent of eye lens
Source: RefSeq, a predicted model, not a curated record